Molecule: messenger RNA, 1234 nt
Organism: Gastrolobium bilobum
Lineage: Eukaryota; Viridiplantae; Streptophyta; Magnoliopsida; Fabales; Fabaceae
Product: probable prolyl 4-hydroxylase 9
Exons: 8
Coding region: 157-1038 (293 amino acids)
Biological process (GO): peptidyl-proline hydroxylation to 4-hydroxy-L-proline
Cellular component (GO): endoplasmic reticulum
Molecular function (GO): iron ion binding; procollagen-proline 4-dioxygenase activity; L-ascorbic acid binding
Source: RefSeq, a predicted model, not a curated record
GCCCCCGUUGUACUCAAAAAAAGAAAAAGAAAACUCCUGAGAGUGAGAGAAGACCAAACGCAACUUCAUAAGCUGCUUCUUCAGACGAACUAAGAAGCAACGAGGUACUAAACAGUUACCAUUGCUGGAAAAAAGAAAAAAGAAAACUCAAUUCAAAUGAAAGCCAAAACGGUGAAAGGAAAUUGGAGCUUGAGGACGAACAAGCUCGGCUUCCCUUACGUCUUCAUCAUAUGCAUCUUCUUCUUCCUUGCUGGAUUCUUCGGUUCUACUCUUUUAUCUCACUCUCAGGACGAUGGACAUGGCUUGAGGCCGAGACCGAGGCUGCUUGAAUCGACGAAGGAGGAAGCGGAGUACAAUUUGUUGCCUGCGGGAGAGUUUGGUGAUGAUUCUAUUACUUCGAUUCCUUUUCAGGUUUUGAGCUGGAAACCUCGAGCUCUAUAUUUUCCAAAUUUUGCAACUGCUGAACAAUGUGAAAACAUAAUUGAUGUGGCAAAGGCAGGCCUUAAGCCAUCAAGCUUGGCAUUACGCAAGGGAGAAACAGAGGAGAACACCAAGGGAAUUAGAACAAGCUCUGGAGUGUUUGUUAGUGCUUCUGAGGACAAAAACGGGAUUUUAGAUGUCAUUGAGGAGAAAAUUGCUAGAGCAUCGAUGAUUCCCAGGACUCAUGGAGAGGCAUUUAAUAUACUACGCUAUGAGGUUGGGCAAAGAUAUAAUUCUCAUUAUGAUGCAUUCAAUCCUACUGAAUAUGGCCCACAAAAGAGCCAAAGGAUAGCUUCAUUUUUGCUGUAUUUAACCGAUGUUCAGGAAGGUGGGGAGACCAUGUUUCCGUUUGAGAAUGGCGCGAACAUGGAUGGUAGCUACGGGUAUGAGGCCUGCAUUGGCUUAAGAGUAAGGCCUCGCCAGGGUGAUGGACUUCUAUUUUAUUCUUUGCUCCCUAAUGGUACAAUUGAUCCGACCUCACUCCAUGGGAGCUGCCCCGUGAUCAAAGGGGAGAAGUGGGUGGCUACAAAGUGGUUAAGGGAUCAAGAACAGAAAUGAUUAGAUAAUUGGGACCUGCAAUCGAGAUUCAAAUUCUUGCAUCGAUCGUAGUAGUUAUGUCUUUUUUGUAAUAAGGUCAUUAUCUGCCGCCCGGUUUGAUUUUUAUGGUCAGAUGAAUUAUCAAGGGAAAAUUUUUAUCAGAUGCUAAAAUUGUAUAACAAGACUGCAAAUUUUGUUAGUACGGAUGCACCACUAG